Quercus robur (English oak) is the source of this 1640-nucleotide messenger RNA. RefSeq names its product RNA-binding protein 1-like. The record is from RefSeq and is a predicted model, not a curated record. NCBI's taxonomy places the organism in Eukaryota, Viridiplantae, Streptophyta, Magnoliopsida, Fagales, Fagaceae. Gene Ontology annotation, molecular function: RNA binding. The coding region runs from base 132 to 1295 and encodes 387 amino acids. The transcript has 2 exons.
CAUUUUACCCGUUUACUGAAGCUAUGUUUGGGAUUUUUAAUUCUAGGGUUUUGGGAAUUGUGUUUCUUUAACAGCUAGGGUUAGGGUUUUUGGGGGAAAAAAAUUGAAUUUCGAGCUAAAUCAAAACAGCAAUGGAGUCCGAUGAAGCAAAGCUGUUCGUUGGUGGAAUUUCUCGCGCCAUAACCGAGGAAUCUCUGAAGGUUCAUUUCGAGAAAUACGGCACCGUAUUGGGCUCGUCGAUUGCCAAAGACCGCGUCACCAAGAAUUCUAGGGGUUUUGGGUUUGUUUGGUUCUCUGAGCCCUCUGCUGCUGACAAAGCUCUUCGUGAUUCCCAUACUAUAUUCGGCAAAGUGGUAGAAGUGAAAAAAGCUAUACCCAGAAGUGAACAACAUCAUCAUCAUCAACAACAACAACAACAACAACAACAACAAUACCACCACCCCCAAAACCAACAGCAGAAUAGGGGAUUGAGUAAGAGUAGUAGUUCUGACAAGGGGGAUAAUCAGUUUAGGACCAAAAAGAUUUUUGUAGGGGGUUUGUCAGCUAGUCUAACUGAGGAAGAGUUUAAGAAUUACUUUGAGAGGUUUGGUAGGGUAACAGAUGUAGUGGUGAUGCAUGACAGCACAACCCAGCGGCCUAGGGGGUUUGGCUUUGUCACCUUUGAUUCAGAGGAAUCUCUGGAGGCUGUUAUGCAGAAUAAGUUUCAUGAGCUGAAUGGUAGGCAUGUGGAGGUCAAGAGAGCUGUGCCGAAAGAGGCAAAUAAUGGUAGUGACAAUGGUUUUAAGAUGAGAAUUGAGGGUGGAAGAGGGUCUCCUGGCAGUUCCACUCCUUAUAAUCCUACAAACUGGUUUCUUCCUGGUUAUGCACCUUUUCCUGGGUUUAGUAGUGGGGGAGGUUCUCUUUAUGGAACAAGCAUUUAUGGUGGUUGGUACCCUACAGGAGGAUAUGGUGGUGUUGGUUCUGGGGUUGCUCCACUUGCCCCUAGAAGUCCUUGGUAUGGGCCUGGUGUGAUUGGUGCUAGGACAUUCCUGCUGCCUUAUAGCAGUGCUUCAAUUUAUCCUGCAUACCUGAGUGGUGGGGUUGGAGUUAUGGGUAUGGCUGCAGGAGGGUAUAAUGGUAUUGUUGGUCCUGGAGUGAAUUGGAAACUGAACCAGGUUCUUGGUGGCAACGAACCAGCAGCUGAAGUGACCACACUUAGGAUUGAAGAGCUAAAUUCUGAUGCUGAUUCUUCUGGUUUGAAUGGAAGAAGUGAAGCUACUUCUAGCAAACAGAACCAGAGGGGUCUAAAUGGAUGACUAUAGCCUUAACCUGUAGUUAUGCUCUUCACCCUUUUGUUGGUUAUUGAGAGGUUAGUAAAUUCUUUUGCUGAUGGGGUUAGGGCUAGAUUGUUAUCAUCGUCUUCUGUGGUAAGUAGAUUACCAUCAUUGUUCAAAUGUUCUUAUUUAACAUGCUGCUCGCUGUGUGCCAUCUCUAACUUAAUGAUUCAUUGGUAUAGGAUUGGUCUUCUGUAAUAUAUUGGCAUUCAAAUUUCAACUUCUCUCAGUGUUUUUCUUCUCUAGGUACAUGCUAGAAUGGUGAAAUUGUGAAUUAUGGUUGCAUCUAAAGUACUUUGAUUUUUAUUACAUUUUUUUGUUCGUUGA